CGCGCGGCCUCGGAGCGGACAGGGACGCGGGGAGGCCGCCCUGCGCAUCCUUCCGGCUUCAGCCCGAGGGAGUCGGAGCCCACGCCGGGCUCCGCCGGCCCGACAGUCGGGCGGCGCCCCGGAAGGCUGCCCGCGCCCCGUGGAGCCCCGUGCAAGGCUCGCGUGCUUGACGGGCUGCGGCCACGGGUGCUGCAGGAGCACGGUUCCAGAGCCGACCCGUCAGAAAGGGCUUUGCGUCCCCCUGGCACUGCCCCGAAUCCCCUGCUUUCUGAACUGAACUUUGGAAGAGAGGAUUCGGUGGCUGGGCUGCAAAGAGAAAGCUGGUAAAUUCUGGAUGAACUGGUGGAGGACAGGAUCUCGUCGUCCUGAAGAUAGUUCUUAUGCUUCCCAGGCUUAAGGCUGAUGUGACAUUUGCACUAUAGGGACCCAAAUAGGGAGCAGAACAGCCAGCUCCAUGGAGAUGACCUCAGCUGUGGAGAGAGGUGGCCCUGAGCCACAGCUGGAUCAUGGACACCUCCCGAGACCCUGGUCCUGCUCUCUGGAAGACAGAACACCCAGCCUGAUGGCCCCCCAGCAUCUCAGGGCAUGGGGGAUACAGCUCCAAGGUCCCUCUGUGCUGGAGUCCAAAGUGAGGGCCUUGAAGGAAAAAAUGACAGCAGGCAAACAGGGGGUGAGCCCCUGCCUCACUUCUCAUGAGCGGCCAUCCAAGAAACCCAAAUGCAGGCGAGUCAAGGUGGGCAGAGCUGGGACUCUGUCAGAGGGGUCUUCCUUGCCAGUUGCUGAGGGGGUCCUCCCUGCUCAGAAUCUGACUGAUGGGCAGCUGGACAGCGGUAUCAACAAGGAGGAACCUGCCCGGAACGGGGUUCCCAGACCUCCCAGGCCGCCUUCUCCCAGGCUUGAGUGCCGGAACGGGAGGAGCCCAUGGCCUCCAGCAGCUGUACCGCCUUUGCCCGACAAUGAGAGGAGUCUGCUGCCAGGCCCUGGCUCUUUGCAAGAGAGCCCUGUUCACAGAGUCACUCCGAGCCAGCCUGGGGGCCCUGGUCCUUGUAACAAAACUGCCCACAUGCACAACCUGAGGAAAGGAAGGUCAUAUGCCCUUCAGGAUGGUCUAGUUACAGGGGGAGACCUGGAGAGCUUGUCUCUGACCUGCGAGGAGGACUUUGUUCCUAGGCCAGCCCUGCUAGGGGGCCUCUGGCGAGCUGGAGAGCUGGGGGCUCUGGGCCCUGGGGGCAGUGCCUUAUCCCUGUCUGACCGGGUAGAGAGGAACCGCCUUCUGCUGCAGGAGAUGCUAAAUGUUGGGGGUCAGGCCCCCCCCAAGGUGGGAAUCCCAGGCUGGACUCCAUGCUGGGACAGAGGUCUACCAGAGCGACCAGCAGGGGACAUGGACUGGGACUCAGGCAUCUCCCUGCAGGACUCAGACCAGAACAGGACCUUUGGUCCCAAGCCGGAGUCUGUGCUGAGCCCCAGGCACGAGGAAGCCAAGCAUCUGCUGCAGCGUGCCCGCAUGAAGGCCAGAACCCGGCCCCUCCGUGCCAGCCAUGAGAUCGUGCCCACCAUUGCCCAGGGCAGCCGAGACGGCCGGAGAAGCCCCGCCCUGGACUCGAGGUUGCCCUUUGCCUGCAGAGACACCCCGCAGAACGGGAACACGAGUGACUCCUCCAGCGGGGAGUCCAGCAGCGGGCAGUGGCCGAAGCGGGGCGCCUCGCCGUCCCGCGUGCGCUUUGAGGACGAGUCUGCCCGCGACGCCGAGUCGCGCUACCUGGAGCGGCUGCAGCAGCGCCAGCGCCAGGCGCGGAGCUGCGCGCUGCGGGCGGCGGCUCAGGGCCCGCUGCGCUCCAAGCCCGACCUGGCCCGCUACAUCCACGGGGGCUUCGCGCGCACCGACGCCGGCGAAGGGGCGCCCUAUCGGCUGGUGGGCCGGCCGGAGCCGAGGGGCUUCCCGGCGCCGCCGCCCGCGCGGGGCAGCGACAGGAAGUGCCGAGCCUGCGGCGGCUGCAUCAAUGCGCGCCGCGCUGCCGCGGGGAAGGCCGGCUCGGAGCCCAGGGCCCUCCCGGACCGCGAAGCUGCCUGUGGGGUGCAGGGGGUGCUGGCGGAGCCCCUUAGCUCUCGGGGCCCGAGCCCCCCCUGCAGGCACCUCCCUGCCGAGCCGGGGUGCCACACGGAGUGGAUCCGGGAAACGCACAUCGGAGACUCGGGGCGCCCCGAGGAGGCGGACUCUGCACUGGACAGCACGGACACCUCCGAGGGCUGCAGGACCGACAGUGAGGAGGCCGCGGCCUCGCAGCCCGGCAGGCCGCGGGGCCCGGCCCGAGGCAGCAGCCCCCGUCUAAGGGCCUCCAGGCCUCGAGAAGGCCCCAGGUGGUUCCGGAAGGCCGAGUCGGAGCUGCCCGGGAGCCCUCAGGCCCCGCACUACCUGCCCGGGGUUGAUGCCGUGGGGGUUGCCCCCGAGGUGAAAGAAGGCAGAGGACACGUGCCUGAGGGGACUCUGUUUCCCGGUGAAGAUGGUUUUGCUAAGCCUCCUGUCCUGGAAUCUAAAAGGGCUUUCCCGGGGUCCCAGUGGCAGCUUGGACCAGGGCCGGGAAAUCACUGGGUCCACCCGGUGGAUUCCCGGGCUCUGAGCAGGACCGCCUAUGCCCUGGCCUCUUCCGUGAAGCUGGGGUCCUCUGGGCCAGGCAGACAAGCCCAGGAUGCAGGAAGCCAUGAGUCCCUGGAGACAGUCUCUGCUCCCCCCCUGCAACAGAGCUCCGCAGAGCCUUCUGCCCUGCACCAGGCCCAGCAGCCAACCCCUUCCCUCUGCCAUGAAGGCUGGGUGCCAACCCCUCCAUCUUCAAGGAAAACCACCUCACCGGGGUCUCAGGGGAAGGCAGGCCUGGCUGGACCCCGCAGGCUGGGUGAGCAAGGAGAACCUGUGAACCCCCCUCUGCCUCCUUCCAGAAGUGUAGUUCCCAGGACCUGUGAGCUCUCCCCGGCACAGACCCAGGCCUACGGCCCUCCGGUCAGGCACCCCCUGCUGGCCCUGUCCACCAACAACUGCAACAAUAGUAUGCCUCCGGGGCUGCAGGAGCCCUGUGGAGGGGCCGGCCACCAGGGCAGGGUACAGGAGGGCCCCCGCAGCCAGGAGCCACCCCCAGAGAACCACAGUGACAACGGAGGAGUCCAGGGCUUUCUCGGCCCAGCAGCUGUUGGCACUGUCAGCUCCAUGAGCAUCACCCUGUCCCUGGCCUCAGAGGAGCCAGAGUUCAGCCAGGAACCAGAGGAAGGCCUGCAGAGGCCAGAGAUGAGUUCUGGAGAGCAGGUGUCAUCCCGAGCACUCCCAGGGGUCAGCGCAGGACCUGGCCCACCCUCCACUGCCCCUUCUGACAGGAGCAAGAAAAGCAGCAGCAGCCUGGCCUCCACCCUGGGGCUGAAAAAGCUCUUCCUGGCCCUGGGCCACAGCACCAGGCCCAAGCUGGGCAAGGCCCGCAGCUACAGUGUGGAGCAGCUGCAGUCCCCCACGCCUGGCCUGGCAUCACACACCAGCACCCCCAGAGUGAAGAAAGCCCCAUCGUUACAGUCCCUGCAUCUGGUGUCACCCUCUCACCAACAUCGGAAAGCUGCCUCCUUUCAGAACCUCCAUUCUCUACUGAGCGGCAAGGGGGACCGGUCCAGCCUCUAUCUGGUAGGGGAGCCGGGGGACCACAGUGCAGCUGGCCGACCAGCCAAGGCCUCACCCCGGCGUGCCCUCAGCGUGGAGGACGUGAGCGCCCCCAGCCAGGCACGCACAGUGGGCCGCGUGGUGGAGGUGUUCCCAGAUGGCACAACCCAGCUGCAGCUACAACGCUCCCCGGAAGGCACUUUCGGCUUCUGCGUGGCCUCCGGGAAUGGGCGCCGGGACUCAGGUGGUGCCCUGCUCCUGCUGCUGCUGUUGGCCAUCAGAUGCCCCGCAGAGGUACCCGGGCACAUGGAACAUGACUGGUGUUGGUGCCUCCUGGCCACAGACCUUCCUCCAGCAGCCAGGGGUCCCUUCUGCUGGGCCUCAGAGGGGCCGUGAGCUGGGGCUGGUCUGCAUUCCUCGCUGAAACGUCAGGGUGCUGGCGGGAACUUGCUGGCGGUCACAUCUGAGGCUCUACGAGCACAUGAGAGCUCAGAGAGAGAUCAGACAUGCUUAACGGAGGCCAUUUCCAGCAGACAAUAAAUACCUACAACAGCAGUCUCUCCGCCAUAUUUUUGCCAUGACGUUCCGCUGUGGAGCCUGCCCCGGAGUCUCCCCAGGAUGGCUGGCACGACAUCGGUGUCCGGUCCAGCUCUGGCUACAUGCUUCUGGGGUUUCUCGUGGCUCCCCACAUGCAUGUCCUGCUUACAGUAGCUGUUUCUGUAGAUGCCACCCCUCCCCUCCUCACCUGCCCUCUCUCCAUGCCGCCAGCAUGCAGUCGGGGCAGGUAAGUGGCGACAGCACUGGACAGGAGGGGUCAGAGAUAGGCCAGGGGCUGGGAGGAAGGCCUCGCGCAGCUGAGACGGCAGGCAUACCCCGUCAGGAGGAAGGCAGCUGGCAGCAAAGGCUCGGCUUGGCCAAGAAGCCCCGGGAGAGAGUUCCACAUGUCAGACCCAGGAGAGGGAUUGUGUCAGGAGGUUGGUUCUGCUAGACUCAGAGCUGGGAGGAGAUUUCAGUGCCUUCAAACCCACAUUUCAGAGGGUUGCUCUGGAAGGCUUGCCAGAAGCUGGGCUGAACAGAGCUCCUGUGGGGCUGGGGGGAGCAGAGGCAGGACAUCCCACGCUGGUCCAAGUGUGUUAAAGGCCUUCAGGCCUGAGACCAAGAUACCAGAGGAGAGGCCCUCUCAGGCCCUUUCUAAGGAAAGGCCUGGGCUGGGGAGCCGUGAGGGCGUUUAAGGUGGCCCUGAGCGGCCCCCCUGCAUUCUGCAGGUGUUGCCAGCUGCACACUGUCCUCACCCUGGCCUUGUGCUCUCAGAUCACCUAUAUUCGCUCAUCGUGGGGGCGGGGUGGCGCCCAGCUUUCCCUGUAAGAGCCUUCACUCUCUUCGCUGAAGGGGAGUCUGGAAGGUUUUCAGAGGAAGUUGAGGUGAGAGGGGUCCCUCCGCAGGACUCAACUGCACGUGUGGCCAGGAGCAUCCCGGGGAACUCAGGCUAGCCAUCCCCAAGGCCCCACAGAGCCUGCUCCAGUGAUGCGGGUUCCCCAGUCAGGCCCAGGUAAAGGGGAAGAAGUAGGCUCUGCCCAGGCUCACUCUGCACCUAAGAGACCCAGGGGAGGUCAUACUGGCCAGCAAGGGCCUUCUUAGGGGCAGUGUGGGGGACAAGGCGUGUGUGGAUAAGGGACAAGUGAGCCACCAUGGCUUUAAAUAGGGGGUGGGAUUUUUGUGUUUCCUGGGCUUUUGCCCAGAUGCCUCCAAAUCCCAGUGAGGAACCACCUCUGAGGAAGAUUGAGGCCAGGGCUGGUCCUAAUAGUAAUAUGAAGCAAACCGGGUUUGGAUUUGAGCUCAGCCAUGUGCAUUACUCCAGUGAUACCUUCCCACCGCUCCAACUACUUGAAGACAGCAACGGGGUCAUAUCUGUGAAUCCCACCCAGUGGCAGGCGUGAAGUAGGGCUUUUUCUUAAUUUUUAAACAUCAGUUUCCUUCCUAUUCUACAAUCAAAGCUCAUCUCAGAAAAAGAUAAGAUUACCUCAUUCACCCAGGGGUAUGCACGAAUAAAAACUGCUCGAAGCAUUAUCUGCUUAAAGCAUUCUUUUAUUAAAGCAUUAUUUGUACAGCUUUUUAAAAGAGACAGAGAAAUGAAAUGAUACCAUGAGGACGGGCCACUGUAUCUAUGUAGAAAGCCAGUUAUCACUGGGAGGUAGAACAAUGAGGGUGUGUGUGUGUGUGUGCGCGCGGGUGCACAUGCAUGGAGCAGUGGCCCAUACGAACACCUGCUCCCCGACCC
Molecule: messenger RNA, 5912 nt
Organism: Ailuropoda melanoleuca (giant panda)
Lineage: Eukaryota; Metazoa; Chordata; Mammalia; Carnivora; Ursidae
Product: KIAA1614 ortholog
Exons: 10
Coding region: 455-4030 (1191 amino acids)
Biological process (GO): regulation of cellular localization; establishment or maintenance of cell polarity; centrosome cycle
Cellular component (GO): cell cortex; apical plasma membrane; nucleus
Molecular function (GO): protein binding
Source: RefSeq, a predicted model, not a curated record